Brassica rapa (field mustard) is the source of this 921-nucleotide messenger RNA. Its product is annotated as 14 kDa proline-rich protein DC2.15. The record is from RefSeq and is a predicted model, not a curated record. NCBI's taxonomy places the organism in Eukaryota, Viridiplantae, Streptophyta, Magnoliopsida, Brassicales, Brassicaceae.
UAAUAUGAAACAAAGAGAAUAUUAUAUAAGAGAAACGGACGGAAGAUCUCACUAUUGCCCAUUACAAACUCAUAAUUCGAACCAAGCUCAGAGAUGCUUAAAGGUACAUGAGAGAGAGAGAGAGAGUACUGUGGGGUAACACUUGCCUAAAUCUUUAAGACCUCAUUUAAUUAUAUGAAAUUACUGUUAGGCAAUUCGAGUUAAAUAAUAAAGGUGAUGACGUUUUAUAUUCAAUGCUUUUCAUGGCUCUAUAAAUAGUACUACCCACCCACAUAGCCUCACCAUAAGCAUUCACACUUUAAAAUCAACAAAAUACAAAAAAAAAAUGGUCUCAAAGAGCUCAACCACCAUUAGCCUCAUCAUCAUCUUCCUCAUCUUCAGCCUCGCUGAGGCUGACCUCUUUCUCUCGCCUUCACCGGGCUUUGGUACGUGUCCUAGAGAUCCAUUGCAACUUGGUGUAUGCGCCAAUGUCCUUGGCCUAGGCAAUGUCAUUGCUGGCGACACCAGAGCACGGCCGUGUUGCAGUGCUAUCACUGGCCUUACGAACGUCCAAGUAGCCGAUUGCCUCUGCUUUGUCUUCAGGCCACUUCCUUUGGUUUACGGUAUCGAUAAAGCCGUUAGAACAAUAUUUUUCGCUUGUAAUAUGGUUUUUCCUAUUGGCUUUCAGUGUCCACCACCACCAGUAUCUAGCCCUUAAUCUCACCUGAUUAGAAACGAGAACCUUAUCCAGUAACUACUUACAACGCAAGUAUGUUUUCUUAUUCAUGUUAUGCAGUGUUGAUGUGUUUUUCGUUGUUAAACAGGGCGUAAUAAUAAGGACUACAAAUGUUGUUAUGUGUACGAAGAAUAAUAUUUGAAUAAAUCUGUUAUGUGGACGAGUCAUAAUAUAUAAUUAAGUGUUACGUUUGUUUUGUUCCCCCA